Molecule: messenger RNA, 2367 nt
Organism: Cyprinus carpio (common carp)
Lineage: Eukaryota; Metazoa; Chordata; Actinopteri; Cypriniformes; Cyprinidae
Gene: rars1
Product: arginyl-tRNA synthetase 1
Biological process (GO): arginyl-tRNA aminoacylation
Cellular component (GO): cytoplasm
Molecular function (GO): arginine-tRNA ligase activity; ATP binding
Source: RefSeq, a predicted model, not a curated record
AUGGCUAAGGACCUUCAGCUGCUUCGGAUUGAGUUGGGCAGAGGCCUGAGAGAUCCACAGGAGCUGAACUUCACAUCUUUCACAGCUGGGACGUUGCGGGAGGAGAAUUCUCGUCUGAAAUAUCGUCUCAACAUUCCUGAAAAGAGUGAUUUACAGGAGGAGAUGAGCCAAAACGACAAUGAGAUGUUGAACAUCAACCAGCUGCUUGCAACAGGAUCUUUGGGAGGCCAUCAAUACCGCCUCUACCCUGGCCUAGAGAACCCGCCACUUUCACGGGUCACCCCCAACCAGCAGGCCAAGUUUGGUGAUUACCAGUGUAAUAGUGCCAUGGCAAUGGCUCAGGUGAUGAAAGCCUAAGGAUCGAAGAUCAGUCCCAGGGAGAUAGCAGAGAAGAUUGUCCAAAUUCCCAACAAUGAAUUAAUUGAGAGAACAGAAAUCGUGAGGGGCCAGGUUGUUGUAGACUUCUCCUCACCUAACAUUGCCAAAGAGAUGCAUGUGGGUCACCAAGCGUCCACAAUUAUUGGAGACAGUAUGUGCUUUUUGUUCAAAAUGAAUGGUUAUCAAUUCAUACAACUAAAUACUAUGGGGAACUGGGGGAAACAGUUUGGGAUGCUCAUUGCUCCCUGCCAUUACAAAUUCCCAAAUUUCUCCGUGUUUCCCCACCCAGUUGGUGACCUUCAGUCUUUUUUUAAGGAGUCGAAGAAAAGGUUUGAUGAGGAUGAGGAGUUUAAGAGGAGGGCCUACCAGUGUGUGGUUAAACUUCAGAGCAAAGAGCCAGACUUCAUCAAAGCCUGGAACCUCAUCUGUGAUGUUUCCCGCAAUGAGUUUCAAAAGGUCUACAACUGCCUGGAUAUCCGCAUAGAAGAGAGGGGAGAGUCCUACUACCAGGACAUGAUGACAGCUGUGAUAAAAGAGUUUGAGGAAAAAGGGCUGGUGCAGUUGGACGAGGGCAGGAAGAUAGUGUUUGCUCCAGGCCAGUCUAUUCCCCUGACAAUUGUCAAAUCGGAUGGAGGCUACACUUACGAUACCUCCGAUCUAGCUGCCAUCAAAAACAGGAUUUUUGAUGAGAAAGCUGACAUCAUCAUCUAUGUGACUGACAGUGGCCAGGCAGUGCACUUCCAAGUGGUCUUUGCUGCUGCUCAGCUAAUAGGCUGGUAUGACCCUAAGGUCAUACGGGUAGAACAUGCAGGUUUUGGUGUGGUGCUCGGGGAGGACAAGAAAAAGUUUAAGACUCGUUCAGGGGACACGGUUCGUCUAAUGGACCUUCUUGAGGAGGGUCUGAAAAGAUCCAUGGACAAACUGAAGGAGAAGGGGAGAGAUAAGGUUCUGACCCCAGAGGACCUGGUGAAGGCUCAGCGUGCUGUAGCUUUUGGAUGCAUUAAAUAUGCAGACCUUUCACACAACCGCAUCAAUGACUAUGUUUUUUCCUUCGACAAGAUGCUGGAUGACAGGGGAAACACUGCGGCCUAUCUUCUCUAUGCCUUUACACGCAUCAGGUCUAUAGCUAGACUGGCUAACAUCCAGGAGGCCACUUUGCGCACAGCAGUCGAGACCACAGAGGUCCUACUGGACCAUGAGAAAGAGUGGAAACUGGGUAAAUGCAUCCUGCGCUUCCCUGAGAUUCUGCAAAAGAUCACAGAUGACCUGUUGCUUCACACAUUGUGUGACUACCUCUACGAGCUGGCCACUACCUUCACAGAGUUCUACGACAGCUGCUACUGUGUGGAGAAGGAUCGGCAGACAGGGGAAGUGGUCAAAAUCAACAUGUGCCGGAUGCUUCUCUGUGAAGCCACCGCAGCAGUGAUGGCCAAAGGUUUUGACAUUCUGGGUAUCAAUCCAGUUGAGAGGAUUCCAACUAAAAAAAACCCCCUUCCUCUGAAAAAAUUCCUGGGCUACAUUAUCACACCAGAGGGUGUCCAAAUGGACCAGAGCCAGGUGGAAGCAGUGAGGAAAUGGCCACAACCCACCACGGUCAAAGAGCUGCAGAGAUUCCUGGGAUUUGCAAACUUCUAUUGGUGCUUCAUAGCCCAUUAUAGUCAACUGUUUGCUCCACUUACCUCGUUCCUUCAUCAGAAACCAAAGACCCUCUCCUGGACGGCUGAACCCACACAGGCAUCUCUGCAGCUCAAAUCCUCUUUCUGCACUGCUCCAGCCCUAAACCAUCCAGAUCUGAACCAUCAGUUUGUAGUGGAAGUGGAUGCUUCCACUCUAGGAGUAGGUGCAGUAUUAUCCCAAUGGGAGUGGGAUGCAAUAUUAUCCCACUCUGUGUCUCACCCUUCUGGACUCCAUCCACACUUCUCCAGGAUCGGGUCACCCAGGCAGUCAACGAACCCUCUUGCUCCUCCGGAACAGAUAUUGGUGGCCUAG